Mytilus trossulus (common blue mussel) is the source of this 947-nucleotide messenger RNA. Its product is annotated as calcyphosin-like protein. The transcript has 2 exons. Gene Ontology annotation, molecular function: calcium ion binding. The coding region runs from base 257 to 865 and encodes 202 amino acids. NCBI's taxonomy places the organism in Eukaryota, Metazoa, Mollusca, Bivalvia, Mytilida, Mytilidae. The record is from RefSeq and is a predicted model, not a curated record.
GACGAUUAUUCGAGAAAAUCAAUUUGUCACCUGCUCUUCUCUUGUUACAAGUAUCCAUAGUUACAAAUGUGUAUCGUGUUUUUAAAAAACAUUAAUAAUAAAUGAGAAAAUUUUAAAAUUAUCCGUUAAUAAAAAGGCAUGUCAUACUGUAGUAGAGACUGCAUAUUUAUAUGAAAUACCUCAGAUUAAAGUUAUUUUAUUUAAAAAGCAUCGAUCUGACCCUUUGUUUAGUAAAUUGACGGAUGUGAAUCUAACAAUGUACAAGAACUGGCGUGUAGAACUUUCACAAAGAGCCAUAGAAUUAUUUAAAUUAAUGAGAACACAGUGCCUAAAUAGAGGACAUGGAGGAAUUAAGGAACUUGCGGUCCUCUUCCGAAAGAUGGACCUGGACUUCUCAAAAAGAAUCUGUUUUGAAGAAUUGCGACUCGGUUUAGAGAAGUAUGGUAUGGAAAUCACACAAAGUGAUUUGAAACUUUUGUUCUUGUCAUUUGAUGCUGAUGAAAACAGACAGAUAGAUUUUGCAGAGUUUCUUCAUCGUUUAAGACCACCAUUGCCUCCAUCAAGAAUCAAAAUUAUAGAUGAAGUUUUUUGUAAACUAGAUGUGAACGGAGAUGGAGCAAUAAAAACUGAUGAUUUAAAAGUGCUAUAUACUUCCAGUUCGAAAACAAGAACUGGUGAGUGGAGCAAUGAAGAAGAAGACAAAAUUGAGAGUUUCAUAGAGAAUUAUGAUACACCAGAUGACGAAGAUGGGAAAAUUACAAGAGAAGAAUUUUUGAAUUACUACGCUGGAGUUAGUGCUCGUGUUCCAGAUGAUGCCUUUUUUAUCAUGACGAUGAAACAAUGUUUUGGUCUGCCUCAAGGAUGAACCUAUUUUUAGAUAAAUGCCUUUAUAACAAUUAUAAAAACUUAUAAGACAUAGUUUUAAUUAUUCUUGUGGUCUUCUAUUU